This is a messenger RNA of Botrytis sinoallii, 957 nucleotides long. RefSeq lists its product as uncharacterized. Gene Ontology annotation, biological process: protein folding; protein peptidyl-prolyl isomerization. Lineage: Eukaryota; Fungi; Ascomycota; Leotiomycetes; Helotiales; Sclerotiniaceae. Bases 1 to 747 code for a protein of 248 amino acids. The record is from RefSeq and is a predicted model, not a curated record. The transcript is spliced from 4 exons. Gene Ontology annotation, molecular function: peptidyl-prolyl cis-trans isomerase activity.
AUGUUCUCCACGACUUCUGCCUUCCAAUGGCUUCAUAAUGACACUAAACCAAGAUAUAUGGCACCACCAUUUUCUACGCCUUCUCAGAAGUAUGCCUACCCGUCACCAAUUCUAUCGUCUGAGGGAAACAACUCUUCGCUCUAUAAUCUCUUAACACCUUCAUUCUUCUCAAUCACUUCUUCGUUCCCAUUCAUCCAAUCCUCGACUUCAAACCCCGUAGCUCCUUUGGUCAAGCCCGGAGAUGGGGACGACUCGAGCAAGAACUGCUUCUUUGACAUAACUGUUGAUUCUGCUCCCUCGGGUCGCAUCACAUUCAAGCUUUACGAUAAGAUCACUCCCCGAACUGCACGCAAUUUCCGUGAAUUGUGUACCGGUCAACAUGGAUUUGGAUAUGCUGGAAGUUCUUUCCAUCGUAUUAUUCCACAAUUUAUGUUACAAGGUGGGGAUUUCACCAGAGGAAACGGAACUGGUGGAAAAUCCAUUUAUGGUAGAACGUUUGCGGACGAAAAUUUCGAGCUCAAGCACACGAAGCCUGGUCAAUUAAGUAUGGCCAAUGCAGGCAGAAAUACGAACGGCUCCCAAUUUUUCAUUACCACAAUAGCCACACCUUGGUUGAAUGGUAAACACGUGGUGUUUGGCGAGGUAAUCGAGGGUAUGGAUCUUGUGAAGAGAAUCGAAGCACUUGGUACUCGUUCUGGUACCCCAAGAGCUCGUGUUGCUAUUGCUAAAUCGGGUGUCGUCGAGUAAGGAGGUAACAAAUUAGGACGCUUUAUGUUUGUAUGCUUAGUGGCUGCUCAAGUUUAUUUAGCUAAAUGACCAUAAGAUAUUGUGUGUAUCACACACUUGAUAGUACCAUGACUAUUGGCUAGACAUAAAAUGCUAUCGGCUCAAUACCUUUGAUCGGACGUAGUUUCUUACCAUUCGGGCCAGGCUGCAAUGAACUUAGCGUUUUUGUUC